GAUUCUGGAACUGGGCAAGGUCCGUUUCUGCCGCGGUUAAAUGAAAUAUCGCGUCCACAGCCGCGCGAAAAUGGACAACGUGGCGGCAACCGCCGAGUGCGCGGAUGCGAUGACACUGAAUUUCGGCCCAUUUGAAACGGUGCAUCGAUGGCAACGCAUGCCGGAGUGCGCCGAGUUCGUUGGCGCCAGUCGCAGCAAACACACUAUGGUGGCGUACAACGAUGAUAUUUACGUUUUUGGUGGUGAUAAUGGUAAGAAGAUGCUGAAUGAUGUACUUCGCUUUGACGUGAAAGAGAAGUCCUGGGGUAGAGCAUUAGCUACUGGCGUAUUACCUACAUCACGUUACCACCACUCUGCAGUCAUCCAUGGCUCAUCGAUGUUUGUAUUCGGUGGUUAUACAGGGGAUAUACACUCUAAUUCCAAUCUUAGUAAUAAAAAUGAUCUGUUCGAGUAUUGCUUUCUGACUGGUCACUGGACACCAUGGAGAUUUGAUGGAAAGGCUCCAGUACCUAGGUCUGCUCAUGGUGCUGCUGUAUAUGAUAAUAAAUUAUGGAUAUUUGCGGGCUAUGAUGGCAAUGCUAGGUUGCAUGAUAUGUGGACGAUAUCAUUAUUGCCUGGUGAAAACAAAGCGUGGGAGGAGGUCGUACAAGUUGGUGAACGUCCACCGACAUGUUGUAAUUUCGCCGUCACAGUGGCUCGAGAAUCGAUGUUCGUUUUCAGUGGUCAGAGCGGAGCUAGAACAACUAAUAGUCUCUUCCAGUUUCACUUUAAGGAGAAACGGUGGACGCGCAUAUCGACGGAGCAUAUAUUGCGUGGCGCACCACCACCGCCCGCAAGACGAUACGGUCAUACGAUGGUCAGUUUUGAUCGUCAUCUUUACGUUUUUGGCGGUACGGCUGACUCAGCUCUGUCCAAUGAGCUCCAUUGUUAUGACCUUGAUACGCAAACGUGGAACGUUAUUUCACCGUCCACAGACAGUGAGGUACCAUCUGGUCGACUUUUCCAUGCCGCUGCUGUGAUCGGAGAUGCGAUGUUCAUUUUUGGAGGAACCGUGGACAACAAUAUACGCUCUGCAGAGAUGUACCGCUUCCAAUUCUCGUCUUAUCCUAAAUGUACAUUACACGAUGAUUUCGGUAGGCUACUAAAUUUGAGCCUCUUCUGUGACGUGGAAUUCAUAGUGGGCGAGCUGGAAACCAAGAUACCGGCGCAUAUAGCCAUGGUGGCGGCGCGUUCGCAAUUUCUUCGGACGCUCAUUCGUCAAGCGCGCAACAAACGAGACAAGCAAAAACUCAUUGAUGUGCCCACUAACGUAUCGUCACUACUGGAGGUGAGAUUAAAAGAUGCUGUACCAGAAGCUUUCAAAAUGGUGCUGAACUAUAUUUAUACCGAUCGUAUCGAUCCUAAAAGACUAGAUGACAGGAUUGAGGACCCACAGAGUAAUCGUAUUGUACUUCUUAUGAUAGACGUCUAUCGUCUCGCCGAGCAAUUCCAUAUGAAACGCUUAGAACAGUUGUGCAUUAAUUACCUUGAAGCAACCAUAAGCCACACGAAUGUCUUGGAAGCGUUGUGCAACGCCGUACACUUGAAAUUGUAUUUUAUAAAGGACUUUUGUCUCAGCUUUGUUGUGAAGGAUAAUAAUUACGGUCUAAUCGUGAUGAGUCAGGAGUUCGAGACUUUGGAUCAGCCGUUGAUGGUAGAGAUCGUCAGGCGAAGGGAGUUAUCGCAAACUAAAACCAUUACAAAGUAUGAAUCUGUCAUUGGAACUAAUCUAGAGCAAGACAUGGAAGCAUUUUUAAAGAGUUUCGGUCAGGAAUUUUGUGAUAUCACAUUGGAGUUGGACGGUAUGUCGAUACCGGCGCACAAAGCUAUUCUUGCGGCAAGAUGCGGCUACUUUGAAGGACUGUUUCGAUCCACGCCAGGAAAUAAUAAGGCAAACGUACAAAUUGGCGAAGCGAUACCGCCGUUCGAAUCAUUUUACUCUUUACUGAAGUAUAUUUAUUACGCGAAUGUCUCAAUGCCUCCUGAGGAUUCUCUAUAUUUGUUUGCUGCAUCAGAAUACUACAGUUUUACGAACAAUCGACUCAAGGUGUUUUGCAAACAAAAUCUCGAAAUGAAUGUUACUUUCGAGAAUGUUAUACCGGUUUUAGAGGCAGCCGAGAAAACGCACAAUAUCGAUAUGAAAAAAUAUGCCCUCAAUCUGAUAGUUCAUCACUUUAGCAAGGUUGCCAGGCUUCCAAAAUUAAGAGAAUUAAGUCGCGAGCUUUUACUAGAUAUUCUCGAUGCUUUAGCUGAUGAUCGCAGCGAAGCUAGAACAUGUCAAGAUAUGACUACUGAUUGCUGACGGAUUUUUAUCUCAGAUCGUCGUCCAUGUAGCUGGGAUUUACCAUCACCGUGCAGUUUCCAAGAAUUAUGCCGGGUAAAUUUCAUCCUCAUAGGACGAACGGUUCUGUUUGUUGGUAACUGUUUUGAUCACACAGCUAAAUCUUGUCUGACAUCGGACGUACAAACCCUGCUACCAUUGUCGACGAUUCAGGAUGAGUCGUCAUUACCAUCGUCAUCCUCAUCGUCGUCA
This is a messenger RNA of Cyphomyrmex costatus, 2572 nucleotides long. RefSeq names its product Leucine zipper like transcription regulator 1 (gene Lztr1). Bases 41 to 2341 code for a protein of 766 amino acids. Gene Ontology annotation, cellular component: Golgi apparatus. The record is from RefSeq and is a predicted model, not a curated record. Gene Ontology annotation, molecular function: protein binding. The transcript is spliced from 11 exons. Lineage: Eukaryota; Metazoa; Arthropoda; Insecta; Hymenoptera; Formicidae.